This is a messenger RNA of Cicer arietinum (chickpea), 2106 nucleotides long. RefSeq names its product IAA-alanine resistance protein 1. Gene Ontology annotation, molecular function: zinc ion transmembrane transporter activity. Gene Ontology annotation, biological process: intracellular zinc ion homeostasis; zinc ion transmembrane transport. Gene Ontology annotation, cellular component: membrane. The record is from RefSeq and is a predicted model, not a curated record. NCBI's taxonomy places the organism in Eukaryota, Viridiplantae, Streptophyta, Magnoliopsida, Fabales, Fabaceae.
UAGAGUUGAGAAAGAGUAGAACGGUGAUGUUGGUGCAGCAGAGUACUGGAACUGGAAUGUGAAGAAAAGGAAAGAAAUCGAGAGGAGGACCAAAAAAUAAAAUAAUUUAAUAUUAAAAUGUGAUGACAUAAGUUAGUAGAAAUGGAUGUAGUAAUGUUCGGAAUUAUAGUCGGCGUUAUCAUAUUGUUCUUAGUAAUCGUCUGCUUCAUCACCAUCGAAGGCACUUGCAACUCACGCUCUUAAUUCUUAAUUUCUUCCACCAUUUCAAUUUCAAUUUGAAUUUUAAUUUCAAUUUCAAAAUUUCAACUCCAUGGAAUUGAGUAGUAGAAAGAGAGCGUUACUUCUCCUCGUGUGUUUGUUUCUUGGUUCCUUUUUGGAUCUGGUAACGGCUCAUCAACAUCACUCCCAUUCUGACUUCUCUCCAUCCAACCUCCAUCAUCAUCACUGUGGAGGAGCACAUGACCAUGAUCAUGAUCAUGAUCACGACCAUCACCACCACCAUGACCAUGACCAUGACCAUGUUCAUCAUCACUCGAAGCUUCCAGAGGAAUUAGCGGAGGAAGAGGAUAUGAAACUCUACGGGUUUGGUUUACCCCAUCACCAUCAUCACUUUACUGCCUCCACUGAACUAUCGGGUUUAGGCCUUUGGUUGAAUGCGUUGGGCUGUUCAUUUCUAGUGAGCAUGGCUUCCCUCAUUUGCCUGAUUAUCCUGCCUGUAAUUUUUGUUCAAGGGAAACCAUCAAAGGCUGUUGUUGAUUCUUUGGCUUUAUUUGGGGCAGGAGCUAUGUUGGGGGAUGCUUUUCUUCACCAACUACCACAUGCUUUUGGUGGUGAACAUUCCCAUUCUCAUGGUGACCAUGCAGACCAUGACCAUGACCAUGACCAUGACGCUAGUUCUGGACAUUCACAUUCUUUAGCCGACCUUUCUACAGGAAUGUCCAUCCUAGCUGGAAUUGUACUAUUUCUUCUUGUGGAGAAGCUAGUAAGGUAUGUUGAAGAAAACUCAGGAGGAGCUAAUUCAUGGACGCAUGGACAUCACCACCAUAACCACAACAGCAAGAAAAAAUUGAAAGAUGAUAACAAUUCUGAUAUCAAUACAAAAGAAGAGAGAUUGGUAGAUGAGGGAAAAGAAGACAAUCAGGUAUCACAUGACUCAUUGAAGGGAGAUAACCAAGCUCAAUCUGAAUCCUCGCUUAGAAAGAGAAUUGGAAGCAAUGCAGCGAAAGGUGAUAGUCUCAAUCAUAAUGCUGAAGAUAGCUCCACGGAUAAAAUCAAAUCUUCAAAUGUUAAAGAACCAGUUGGACCACCAACUAGUCUCGUGUUUGGCUAUCUCAAUCUUUUCUCUGAUGGAGUUCAUAAUUUCACUGAUGGAAUUGCAUUAGGAAGUGCAUUCAUGCUUUAUGGAUCUGUUGGUGGCUGGUCUAGAACUCUGUUUUUGUUGGCACAUGAGCUUCCUCAAGAGAUUGGUGAUUUUGGUAUUUUGAUAAGAUCUGGUUUCAGCAUACCAAAAGCUUUGCUCUUCAACUUUUUAUCAGCACUUGUGGCACUUGCAGGCACUGCAUUGGCUCUGCUCUGGGGGAAAGAUCCUGGACAGUCAUCUCUGAUUGAGGGAUUUACAGCAGGUGGAUUUAUAUACAUCGCCAUUGCAGGAGUGCUUGCAGAAAUGAAUAACAACGGGAAAACGACAUUGAAAAGUACAGCCAUUCAAAUAAUCUCACUGACAAUGGGCAUGGCUGUUGCCCUCGGCAUUUCCCUUAUAGAAUGAAUAAAAUGUUCUCUCUUAGGACUUGCAUAUUUUGAUUCUUGAGGUGCCAAUUUUUCACUAAUGUAUGCAACCUAUCUAAAAAUUCUUUCAUUAUAUAUUUGCUUUAUCACUAUGCUAUGGGGUGAACCCAGAAAAACUUGUUGGGAAGGUGAACAAAGAGAAAAUGAUAGAUCAAACAGAAUAGUCAGGCUUAAACUUACAAUGAUUCCUUAACCCUUAACAUAGUAAACUUUUGUAUAGAUGUCUCCACAAACCGUUUGUAUUUGUCAAAUUAUGUAGCAACAUUUUUGGCCCUUUUGAGCAGUAUAGCAGUCAAGAUACUUUCCUCUUUCUUAUGCUCA